AUGCCAGAUAGCAAAUGUGACGAGUCAUUUGCUCCAAAUAAUAAUGAAGUUGUAACAUCUACUGGGCCUUUGCAUGUGAUUACACAAUAUGCUGGCACCGACAUCUCUAACAUCAUGCAGUCACCUAGCAGGCCAACUAGCUUAGGAUUAUGUUUGUCGAAUAAUCAUCCGGAAUUCAAAAGCUCCCUGUCAUUUCGUGGUGGGGUGUCUCAGGAGGGUUGCUAUCAGUCCUGGACGGCAAGGGGUGUGGACACGGCAGAGUUCGAGAAACUUCUUGGAAAUCUCGGUAACAAUGGUUCGACGCCAGUCACACCUACCAGCUUUUUAAAUCCAAAUAAUAUAACAGAGGACCAGGAACAAUUCGCUGAUAACUUCUCUCGAACUUUAAACAAGGUAAAGGCCGAACAGGAAGGAUGGUCCACAAUAUCAAACUCAUCAUCUUUAGAUGGUGAUCUUAGAGGAGCAGCGAAUCCCACAUUUGCCAAACAAAUUCAGAUAAACCGAAUUGCUUCUAUGCCUUUUAUUGAGAAUUAUACUACAGGUACUGACAAUUCAAAUACCAUAGAGUCAGAGAAUGGUCAAAUUAAAUCACCCUUGCACAUUUCUGAUUCUACUGAGGUUAAUUCACCACGUUUAACUGACCGGCCUUUAGUAUUACUGCCCAAUACUUCAAAUACAACUCAUACGACGCACUCCGGUGUUAAUUCUUUGCGGAAACACAGUACAAACUCCAAAUGUAGUUCCUCAACUUCUGAUCCAUUCCAAGAAAAUUUCUAUCCCAAUAUUCUAUCUACGUCUAAUCUAAAUCACAGUAAUAAGACAAGUGCAGAUGUCCCUUGGGUGUCUGGUUUACCCACUAUUUCAUCUAUCGCUGAUGGUUUGAAACAAGCUGUUGUUGAUCGUGAUUGCAUUUCCUCAAAUUUUUGUUCAAAUUUGGAUGCCCUGUCUUCGAAUUCACGCUUUGACAACUUAACUUAUUCACAUGAUGAUAUCAGAUGUCAUGGCCUGUCAGGGAAUGUUUUGACGUCAACUGAAAACAUUCUGUGUGAUGAGAAUAGUGGUGAAAUCCAUUCUAGACUAUCACAAAACUACCAGUUUUAA
Heterobilharzia americana is the source of this 1101-nucleotide messenger RNA. The record is from the annotation of a GenBank genome assembly. Lineage: Eukaryota; Metazoa; Platyhelminthes; Trematoda; Strigeidida; Schistosomatidae.